Messenger RNA from Pygocentrus nattereri (red-bellied piranha), 2813 nucleotides. RefSeq names its product akt interacting protein (gene aktip). The transcript is spliced from 10 exons. Lineage: Eukaryota; Metazoa; Chordata; Actinopteri; Characiformes; Serrasalmidae. The record is from RefSeq and is a predicted model, not a curated record. The coding region runs from base 261 to 1142 and encodes 293 amino acids.
UAGUGAGGCGUUGGAGUAUUUGGGUUCUGCUGCUCAGAUUUAUGGAUUAUUUCGCUAACUGACUAUUUGCUGCUGACUAGCGUUUCGGUCGCUUGCGGUCUGAAUGAAUAACGGGUAUCUGACUAUUGACUAACAGUCUGAAAAGCGAACGAGUUACAGCGUAGUGUGCUUCAAGCUUUGUGUGUCUGGCUUUUCCAAUGAAUUCUGCGGAUGCCAUUGAGAGGCAUAGAAGCACACACCCUGCAGAGGCUCAAUGAGUAAUGAACCCUUUUUGGAGCAUGUCUACAAACACCGGUCGUAAGAGAUCUGACAGUGAGGAGCAGGGUGGUCCAGGCGAGCAGAAAGCCAGCCCCGUUCGUCCUUCCUUUGGGAAGAAGCAGUUGCCUUCCAUCCCUAAAAAUGCAGUGCCCAUCACUAAACCAUCGUCACCAGCUUCUGCUGCUCAAGCCACCAAUGGCACACAUGCCUCCUAUGGACCCUUUUACCUGGAGUAUUCCCUGCUCGCUGAGUUUACGCUGGUGAUCAAGCAGAAACUCCCGGGUAUCUACGUUCAGCCCUCCUACAGAUCAGCCUUGAUGUGGUUUGGUGUGAUUUUCAUUCGCCAUGGCUUGUAUCAGGACGGCGUUUUUAAAUUCACAGUGUAUAUUCCUGAUAACUACCCAGAUGGAGAAUGUCCUAGAGUGGUGUUUGAUAUCCCAGUCUUUCAUCCACUGGUGGACCCUGUUUCUGGAGAGCUAGAUGUGAGGAGAGUUUUCACCAAGUGGAGACGGAACCAUAACCACAUCUGGCAAGUGCUAAUGUAUGCACGCACAGUCUUCUACAAGAUUAACACCAUGGAACCACUCAACCCAGAGGCUGCUGUUCUAUAUGACAAGGACAUUCAGCUCUUCAAAAGUAAAGUGGUUGACAGUGUGAAACUAUGCAACAGCCACCUUUUUGACCAACCCAAGAUAGAUGAUCCAUAUGCAAUAAGCUUCUCUCCAUGGAACCCAGCUGUACAUGAAGAGGCAAAAGAGAAGAUGUUCACACACAAAAGACGGCCUGAGGAUCUCCCAAAAGGGCUGCAGGUGUCGGGACUGUCUUGGGUGAAACCUGGAUCCACACAGCCAUUCAGCAAAGAGGAGUACCCCCUGCAGACUUGAGCCUGUAGUUCCAGUUGCUGGUCACCGUAGGGGUUGCUGAGCUACAUUCACGCCACUCGCACUUCGUGGCUUGCCCCCUCAUAUCUGAGACUCGAAGCAGUUCCAUGGACUUCUCAUUUUGCAAAACCCACUUGCUCAGCUUUAAAUGAAUUUAUUCUAGACCUCUGCUGAAACAGCUUUAGAUCUUGAAAACAAGCUUGUGCUUCUCUGGUAUAGACCUGAGUGGAUGUUGUAGUCCUCAUGCCAAGGCAGAAAUGCAAUCAAAUUGCAUAGAGCUUGUUUUCUUUAGACAACAUUAUGACUUGCACAUGUACUAUUUGCUUUUCUUUUAUAUUUUCGUAAGGCGCAACAGACCACCUCACAAUAUUGUGGAAGGGUUUUGUUUUUGUUUUUUUUUUUUUGUAGAAACAAUGGUUCUUUGCAGUAAAAUUCAUAAAGAAUGUUCAGGUGGCUUUAAAUUGAGCGGCAUUGUGGCUUAUAACAGUUUUAAUUGCUAGGUUCGUGAAGAUCCAAGCCUUUUCUUUUACCAGUGAAAGGUUAAGACAUCAUAUUAAUUCUUUAGUCUCUUUAAUCUCUGAAAACUAUCAAUAGAACUUGUAAUCACGAUAUCUGAUCUAAUGGUAAGACCAUACUAGGUCUGGUGCUUGCCAUAAGUUGGUGGAACACAAAGCUUGGAUCCAAACUUGGGUUUCCUGAAGAUUUUAUGGGUUAAAACUGGGCGUUUCAUUUUCGCAAUGGUUUUUGUAAACAUGCACUUGCAUACUGUCAAAUCGUUAAUUUUAUUCUGAUCCAGACUUUUUUUUUGAACUGAGGAACUGGUUAACACUACUUUAUUUUUGAGUGCUUUGGGGUUUGUCUUGUUUUAUUAUUUUUUUGUGGGUUCCUUUUAUUUGUCCUCCUUUGUGUAAUAAAGCAUACUGUGUAUUAAAUAGUUUUAAUAUAUAUUACAGAUUAAGGGGAAUACCAUUUUUAAUGAAGACAAUAAGUUAUACAGAAUUUCUCUCUUCAGAAUUUGUUUGGAAUUUCAGUGAAUGGCUGAAGGUAUUUCAUAUGUAAAUAGUGAAGUUUUUUGUGGAAAUGGAAAGCCUCCCCAUCAGAGGUUAACUAAAAACCACUGAUUUAUUUAUAUAUGAAUAUAAAAUGGUGAAAUCUUUAAGAUUUUUUUUUUUCCCCUGAGAAUUUCAGAAGAUGGUGUGUGUGUGAUACGGUUUGUUCACCUCCUCUCUCACCUUCUCCUCUCCCAUCAUCCCCUUCUCACUGACAUGAAGAUAGGACUGUGUGAACAGUGAGUUUAAAUAUGCUGUUAUCUUAAAGCCAAUAAAUUUGAAAUUACAGUUUUGUAGGUUUGGGAGUGUAAAAUUGCGCCAUGUACACAAAAUGGACUAAACUCUAGUGGUCCCUUCAAAUAUAUAGAAUUUUAUAAUAUAAACCGCUUUCAUUUUGCUCCAUGUUUAUCAGUUCUUGGCUAGAAUUUCCUGAUAGCUCGUCUUUGAGCCCCUGAUAACUGAAUGUAGAUCAUUUUGGGGUUUUUUCUAUUUUUUCUGCAGUCAUCAGAAUAGUCUUUAAGAAUGAUGCCUUUUUAGAUGAGUGUGAAGUGGUGAGGCCUCAACUUUAUGAAGUUUGUGGGUAUGAAUUUGUUAGUGUGGAAACCGAUUAAAUACUCAAAUCAAA